This is a messenger RNA of Cajanus cajan (pigeon pea), 2901 nucleotides long. It is a transcript of the gene NPG1, whose product is annotated as tetratricopeptide repeat (TPR)-containing protein. The record is from RefSeq and is a predicted model, not a curated record. Gene Ontology annotation, molecular function: protein binding. Lineage: Eukaryota; Viridiplantae; Streptophyta; Magnoliopsida; Fabales; Fabaceae.
AGCUGUAACAGCGGUUGACCUCACACCACCCACCACUGCUCUGUUUCUUUCUAUUUCUUGUUUUUUCCCCCAAACAGGACAAAACAAACAUAUAGGUUAACUGCAAAAAUUCAACUUUGAUCAAAUGCUGAUCAAAUUCAAGGGUCCCCUCUCCUAGAUCUUCUUUCAGGUCACUGUUGCAUCUCUCACCUUUUCUCCAACGCCACGUUCCUUGCUUUGGUUGGAGGGAGAUGAUUGAUGGAGUCCAGUGAGCAAGAGAACGUGUCGCUUAGAGAGUUCCAUGCUAAUGGAACUCGCAUUAGUGCAUCAGAAGUUGAGGCCAAGCUUGAUCAAGGAAAUAUUCAAGAGGCAGAAGAUGCAUUGCGAGAAGGGUUGUCACUUAAUUUUGAGGAAGCAAGAGCUCUUCUUGGAAAGUUGGAGUAUCAAAGAGGUAAUGUAGAAGGUGCUCUUCGUGUGUUUGAUGGAAUUGAUCUCCAAGCUGCCAUACAGCGAUUGCAACCUGCCUUUUCUGAAAAACAACCAGCCAAGAAAGGUCGCACUCGCAUUGAAUCACCCUCAAUCUCUCAGCAUGCGGCUAGUUUGGUGCUUGAAGCCAUCUACUUAAAAGCCAAGUCUCUGCAAAAACUUAGGAAAUUUACUGAGGCUGCUAGUGAAUGUAAACGUAUUCUUGAUGCUGUUGAGAAGAUAUUUUAUCUGGGGAUUCCUGAUAUUCAAGUGGAUAAUAAGUUGCAAGAGAUAGUCAGCCAUGCAGUGGAGCUCCUUCCAGAGCUUUGGAAACAAGCUGGUUGCUAUGAUGAGGCAAUCUCUGCUUAUAGGCGUGCCCUUCUUAGUCAAUGGAACCUUGAUACUGAUUGCUGUGCAAGAAUUCAAAAGUCAUUUGUUGUUUUUUUGCUAUACAGUGGGGUGGAGGCAAGUCCACCUAGUUUAGCAGUUCAGAUUGAUGGAUCAUAUGUGCCUAAAAAUAAUCUUGAAGAGGCUAUUCUGCUAUUGAUGAUUCUUUUGAAAAAGUUUUGUCUUGGUAAGAUAAAAUGGGAUCCUUCAGUCAUGGAACACCUGACUUUUGCACUGUCUAUAUGUAACCAAACUUCUGCUUUAGCAAAGCAAUUUGAAGAAUUGAUGCCUGGAGUAUACCACCGAAUUGAUUGUUGGAAUUCUUUAGCCUUAUGUCUUAGUGGAGCUGGAAAAAAUGACAAUGCUUUGAAUCUACUAAGGAAGUCUUUGCACAAACAUGAACAGCCAAAUGACCUUACAUCAUUGUUGUUAGCUGCCAAGAUAUGCAGUGAGGAUCCCCAGCUUGCUAAUGAGGGAGUGAACUAUGCUCAGAGGGCAAUCAGUAAUGCUCAUGGCCCAAAAGAGCAUUUAAAAGGUGUUGCUCUUCGGAUGUUGGGACUUUGUUUGGGAAAGCAAGCUAAGGUUGCUUCCUCUGAUUAUGAGAGGUCUCACCUUCAGUCCAAAGCUCUGGAGUCACUGGAGGAGGCAAUUAGAUUGGAGCCAAACAAUUCUGAUCUGAUUUUUGAAUUGGCUGUUCAGUAUGCAGAGCACCGAAAUUUGCGUGCUGCUUUGCGCUCUGCAAGGCAUUUCUUUAAUGAAACGGGUGGUUCUGUAUUGAAAGCUUGGAUAUUGCUUGUUCUAAUUUUGUCUGCACAACAAAGAUUUUCAGAAGCUGAAGUGGUGACAGAUGCUGCUUUAGAUCAGACUGCAAGAUGGGAGCAGGGCCCACUGCUUAGGCUAAAAGCAAAGUUGAAGAUCUCCCAAUCACGACCCAUGGAUGCUAUUGAAACUUAUCGUUACCUUCUUGCAUUGGUUCAAGCCCAGAAGAAAUCCUUUGGGUCUCUCCAAAUUAGUUCAAAAGUUGAGGAUUAUAAAGUAAAUGAAUUUGAUAUUUGGCAUGGUCUGGCAAAUUUAUAUGCUAGUCUUUCUCGUUGGAAGGAUGCUGAAAUAUGUUUGCAAAAGGCCAGGGAGUUGAAGAAAUAUUCUGCAGCAUUGGUGCACACCGAAGGUGUUUUGUUUGAAGGACGUGGACAAAAUCGAGAAGCUCUUUGUGCUACUAUUAAUGCUGUACUACUUGAACCAAAUCAUGUUCCAUGCAAGAUUUUGAUGGGUGCUUUGAUUCAAAAAAUGGGUUUAGAUUCGGAGUAUUUGACUGUUGCAAGAAGCUCACUGUCUGAUGCACUUCGAAUAGAGCACACAAAUCGCAAGGCUUGGUAUUGCUUGGGAUUGCUUCACAAGCUUGAUGGCCGAAUAAAUGAUGCUGCUGACUGCUUCCAAGCAGCUUCCAUGCUUGAAGAAUCUGAUCCCAUCGAAAGUUUCAGCUCUAUAUCUUGACACGAUUCAAUUCUAAAAUAGUUAACUCUGCAGGCAGCGGUGAGAUUCAUCUCAGUGUUUUCAGUUGAUACAACUUCUAGGUUGUUCAAUGGGACACAAGAGAAACAGUUUUAGGAAAUGUAUUCCUUUUUUUCAAUUGUUGUCAUCACAAACUAGGCUCAAAGAAAAGGAAUUGAAAACAUUAUAUUAUAUAGUUAAAUAUAAGAUAAAGGGAUUGAUGUUAAACUGGUUGUGGGAUGGAAGAAUUGUAAAGAACUUGGACCGGCAGAGGUAGUAACGUGGAUCAACGGCUGCUCAGCCUUGUAAAUGUCUGUCUAGCAGUAUCAUUGUAAAGAGAGUAGAGAUUCAGUUUUCUUCUUUAUGUGUUUUAGUUUAUUGGCUAGAUCUACAAAGCAUAAAGGAAAAUGCUAGGAGUCACUUGAAUUGAGAUGCAGCCAUUUGUACUUGUGUACAUUUAUGUAAUUUUUCUUGAACUUUGAUGUUGUUUCAUAUGUAUUUGUAUCAAGUCCUAAAUAUUUUGCCACUUCAAAAUGGGCACCUAUACUCAUUUUUGUGAUGGGCAGAUGGCUUAGUUUA